AUGCUCGCCCCGGCCCUCCGUUCGACCUUCCGGGGCAUUCGUCACAAUUCCUCCUAUCCCGUUCACCAAUUCGCCGAACUCGCCCGCCGGCCCUCAUCGUUGCACCAGAUCUACACUUCCUUAUCCACCGACCCCUAUGUAAAUCUCUCCAUUGAGCAUUUUCUACUCCAAAAUGCCCCGGACCAAUCCAGUGUUCUCUUCCUAUACGCAAACCGGCCAUGCGUAGUCAUCGGUCGCAACCAGAACCCAUGGCUCGAGACAGAUCUCCGUGCGCUUCACAACGACCGGAACGGCGCCCCCGAGGAGGAGGCGGUCUUCGUGCGCCGGCGGUCUGGUGGUGGAGCUGUAUUCCAUGAUGAAGGAAAUCUCAACUACAGCGUGAUCUCUCCGCGCACAUCGUUCACGCGCGACAAGCACGCCGAGAUGGUUGUGCGCGCGCUCCACGGGGUCGGAGCUACAAACACCAGUGUCAACGAACGGCAUGAUAUCGUCAUGGUGCGGAAUGAAUCCGACGAUCCCGACGAGCCGCUCACGCGCAAGGUCUCUGGCUCGGCGUUCAAGCUGACUAGGCACCGGGCCUUGCACCACGGUACUUGCCUGCUUGAUUCUCCGAAUAUUCAUGACCUUGGGAAAUACCUGCGGUCGUCCGCACGAGGUUAUAUCCAAGCCAAGGGGGUGGAGAGUGUCCGGUCCCCAGUGGGCAACGUCUCUGCUUCACUUGCCGAUUCGUUCUUUUCCAUGCAGGGCGUGGUUGGGGGCAUAAUCGAACAAUUUGCUCGACUGUACGGGGUGAAUCCCGAUGCUGUUCUCAGAGCGCAGCGUGCCCACGCAAAUGAGCCCGAGGUGUUUGCUGGAGACUCGUGGGUUGCAGGCACUGUGAGUGAAGUGCAAGGCGAGCAAGAACCUGAUAUCGCGAAAGGAAUUGCUGAAUUGCGGUCCUUGGAGUGGAAGUACACUCAAACGCCGCGCUUCACCUUCUCAACAUAUCCUAUUGAGGAAGAUCCGCGUGAAAGGCCCCCAUUGCCUGCUUCUCUUCCGUCGAGUACUCGCGCAUUCCUUCGGCUACAACAUGGUGCCGUAGUGGAGAGCCAUAUCUCUAUCUCGUCCGACGAUUCCACUGCAGUCGAAGAAGCCAGUCGGGUUCAUGCAGUACUGAACGGGCAAAAGCUCCACGAGAUGACCUUGGCACGAUGGUCGGAGAUUCUCAAACAGGGUCUCGGUGGAAGGGAUGUUGAUGACACUGUUGUCAAAGAACUCGCCCGCUUCUUAGGUGGGCUUCUUGGGGGUUAG
Messenger RNA from Penicillium olsonii, 1290 nucleotides. The record is from the annotation of a GenBank genome assembly. NCBI's taxonomy places the organism in Eukaryota, Fungi, Ascomycota, Eurotiomycetes, Eurotiales, Aspergillaceae.